AUGAAGCAUUCUCGCGAAACAAUUCGGCUCAUGGCUACAACAGAGUUAAGAAGCUACUCUGAUGAUGAACUUCCAGUGAUUACACCAUGUUCUGCUCCUUAUUCAUCUUUUGAUUCAAAUAGAGAUUCUAUUUUAAACCCAUUUGGAAACUUUCUUCCAUCUGUAAAGGUGUAUUCAGAGCAAGAUGGAACAUAUGUGACAUUCCAUAUUAAGACUGCAGAAACAAAUGUUGCAGAUCUUAAAAAUUUUAUUAACUCAUUAAGAGAUACUAAGAGAACGCACCAAAGUAGUAUGAAUUCUCAGGCAUCAACUAUGGAUUCAGAUCUGAAUUCAUCUCAGCAAAAAAAGGAUGGUGAGAUGUCGCUAUUUGGACGGAAUAUUUUAAUAUAUGGAGAUAUACCAGGUCUGCCAAAGAGAAUGUUUUCUGACUCUGAUACAAUUUUACAAGUUAUUAGAGAAACACAUGAUUUGAAGUUGUACUACUCUAGUGAGAGUUUUGAAAAUAAAAAGUAUUCUGAAAAUGAAUUAAUGGUUACUGUAUAUCCAAAAGCAAACUUAUAUGAAUUUGGAAUCAAGUGUUUAAUCACAAUUUCUGAGUCUGGAUUAAAAUUUGUUACAGAAAGAGAAGAGAAAUCAUCUAAUAAAAUCAUUUUUAUAAGCUUUGAUGAUGUUUGUUCAAUUGUUGUAUAUAAACAAGUAGAAAAUUGCUUUCUUAUUAAAAGAAAGAGCAUUGGAAAGAAUCCAUUUCUAAUUCGAGCAUGCUCAAGUUUUGACUUUAACAUUAUAAAGAAAAGACUUAAGCAGGUUUCGGAAAUAAACAGAGACUCCAAACUUAUUUCUGAUGCAGAUUCUAGGCUGGCUUUGUCCAACGCUAAUAUCAACAAUGUUGGAUCAUUGACUAACAUGAAUGCUUUAACCACAUUUUAUGAAUUUUUAAGCUCUGAGCUUGGGAGGAUCUUUUUCUUUAAAUGGAUUGAAUCCAUUGGCCAAGAUUCACAGAAAUUUUUUGAAAUGAAAAUUAUGAAAUUCAAACCCGAAAAUAAUGAUUUGAAUAAUCUUGUUACAUUUAAACAAAUUAAAGAAGCUCUACUUAAUCAAGAAUACUCUUUACUAGCUGAGGAGAAAGGAUUUUAUGAUUUACUAGUUCAGUUUGAAAGGUAUGUAAAAGAAACCUCACCCCCUAUUGAGGACAUAUUGCAGGUUAAUUAA
Molecule: messenger RNA, 1209 nt
Organism: Cryptosporidium ubiquitum
Lineage: Eukaryota; Apicomplexa; Conoidasida; Eucoccidiorida; Cryptosporidiidae
Exons: 1
Coding region: 1-1209 (402 amino acids)
Source: RefSeq, a predicted model, not a curated record